Messenger RNA from Osmia lignaria (orchard mason bee), 554 nucleotides. It is a transcript of the gene RpL32, whose product is annotated as ribosomal protein L32. The record is from RefSeq and is a predicted model, not a curated record. Gene Ontology annotation, biological process: translation. Lineage: Eukaryota; Metazoa; Arthropoda; Insecta; Hymenoptera; Megachilidae. Gene Ontology annotation, molecular function: structural constituent of ribosome. Gene Ontology annotation, cellular component: ribosome; cytosolic large ribosomal subunit.
GUUUAAUCUUAUCGCUAGAUGGCAGUCUAAAGCAACAAAUUGUUCAUCCGGAUUCAAAAUAACCUCUUUUCUGUGGCGUGUAAUAAGGAACGUUUUGUAAUACCUUACAAAAAUGGCUAUCCGACCGGUAUAUAGGCCUACAAUCGUUAAGAAGAGGACGAAGAAGUUUAUUCGUCACCAGAGUGACCGAUACAGUAAAUUGAAGAGAAACUGGCGCAAACCGAAAGGUAUUGACAACAGAGUUCGUAGGCGCUUUAAGGGGCAAUACUUGAUGCCCAACAUUGGUUAUGGAAGUAACAAAAAAACACGUCACAUGCUACCUACUGGUUUCAGAAAAGUUUUGGUACAUAACGUCAAGGAAUUAGAAGUAUUAAUGAUGCAAAAUCGUAAAUUCUGUGCUGAAAUUGCGCAUGGUGUAAGCAGUAAAAAGCGUAAGAGCAUUGUUGAGCGUGCCCAGCAACUUUCUAUACGUGUAACUAAUGCCAGUGCAAGAUUACGUUCUCAGGAAAAUGAAUAAGAUUAUUUCUGAUUUAAUAAAAAAAUGUUUAAACUGU